Messenger RNA from Bursaphelenchus xylophilus (pine wood nematode), 3645 nucleotides. The record is from the annotation of a GenBank genome assembly. Lineage: Eukaryota; Metazoa; Nematoda; Chromadorea; Rhabditida; Aphelenchoididae.
AUGAAUCGCCUCAACUUUAUUGAAGGGAAGCUUCUGGAUGUCGAGGAGGUAAAAUCCAUUUUACCUUGGGGCUUUCGUAAAAGUUAUAUUUUUAACAUACGGGUUUUCUUUUUCUUGCAACAACUUAUUUCACAGGUAAAGUCUCCAAGUUCCAUUCCGUAUCUCGACGACUUAUUUGCCGCCCACGAUGAACACGGAAAUCCGCAAAGAGUGCUGGCCAGUCAGGAUAAACCUGAGGAGAAGCCUUUCCUCUUCGAAGGGGAUAUGUUGUUGACUUCCAAACAGAUGGACGAAAUUGUCAUGUAAAUAACAUUCAUUUGAGUGAAGAAUUUCGUAUUUUAGGAACGUGGAGCAUCAACUGUUUUUGAAAGAUAUUGGAAAGCCCGAAUUGAUGAUGCGAAACCGGUUCAAGAGAACGUUGACCUCAAAUAUUAUCUCGAGAUGGACUGAACUGAGAAUUCCGUAUAGAAUUCACCCUGAACGAGGACGUACGCUUAUCUAUGACGAUAUAGAAAAAUUUUAUAUAAUUUUCAGCCAACAAAACACUGAUUGAAGCCGGAAUCAAAGCCUGGACCGACGCCACUUGCCUGGAGUUUGAAGAAAAAACCGGAGGACUCUUGCAGCCGCAUAUUGUUUUUAUAAAAGGCUCUGGGUAGGAUUAUUAGACACUAGAUUUAAAAAAAAUGCCUUGUCGUAUUUUGCAAACAAAAACUGCAUUUCAGAUGCUAUUCGAAUGUCGGCAAGAGCUCGAUGAAUGGUCAAUAUGUCUCAAUCGGGCGUGGAUGUGAGAAUCCGUACAUUGUGGCGCAUGAAAUUGGUAAGAGACAAUUAAAAAUACAUACAGUGGGGAACCUGACCCAAUGGCAAAAAACGUGGCGUUUUGCAUCCGGGAAGUAUCAAAAAUGUGGUAAAAUGCUUCCCUCUCCAAGUGAAAAAACUCCGAUUUCAAAAGCGCACCCGCUCUUUUUUGUAGGAGCCCUUCAAAACGAAGUUUUUUUUACUUGGAGAUGGAGGCAUUUUGCCACAUUUUUGAUAUUUCCCGGAUCAAAAUGGUACGUGUUUUGCCACUGAAUCAGGUCCACCUCUGUAAGUAAAGUGAACAAUGUUUUAUUUGCGUAAUGCGCUACAUUUCUAAUGGCUAUGCUGGAAAUCUCGUAUUUUUCUUCCAGGCCACACCCUUGGCUUCUUUCAUGAGCAAGGUCGUUAUGACCGCGAUGGUCACAUCAACAUCGCUCCGAAGAACAUCCAUGUCGGCUUCCUCAGUCAAUUUACGAAACAAGAUCCAGAGUCUAUGACCACUUUGUCUGUGCCGUAUGAUGUUGGCUCCGUUAUGCACUAUGAUCAAUACGUAGGCUUGGAAAUUUUGGAAAUUUCAGAUGAUGGCGUAUUUUACAGAGUUUCUCGUAUAAUGGCCACCCUUCAAUCCGAGCGAUCGAUCCCAAUUAUCAGAUGACAAUGGGACAAAGACAGGAGCUCACCUUUAACGACGUGAAAAAGAUCAAUCUGGCUUACUGCCCUUGUAAGUAACAGUCCGAACAUUGUCAUUGGUAUUCUAAAAUUUUCAUAUUUUAGUCCGUUGCCUCCUCAAAUUGGACUGCCAAUAUUCCGGGUAUACGGACCCCAAGGACUGCUCAAAAUGUCGUUGUCCAAGCGGCCUUAGCGGCCAAACAUGUAGUAAAGCCUUGAGAACUGCGUCGAAAUGCGGGCGGUUAUACCACACAGCAACUUCGGAGAUCAAAACCCUGAGUUUUGAGGGGAAAGGAGAAUGUAAUUUUCUCAUCAAGGCCAAAGACGGAGCAAAAAUACGGUUGCAUUGGGAGAAACUGUUCAUUUUUGAGUCUCAACCCUGUCAGAACAGCUAUGUGGAGAUAAAGGUGAGAAAAUAAUGAGAUUUUUAAUGUAGGCAUGAUCCGUUUCAGUAUCACAAGGACUUGGGGACCACCGGGGCAAGGUUCUGCUCCACCGAUAUCAAGCAAAAGGAUAUUAAUUCUGCAAUAAGCACAGUGUUGGUAUUGUACAGAUCAAAGUCGUUGUUCACAAGUUUCAAACUGACUUUUAGUAGUGGUAGGCGUCGUCAAUUUUCAUUUUAACGCCAAAACACUUUCGAUCGUAUAAAAUGCCCCAUUCUAGACGAGCCCGCGCCCUCGCGCAGCAUCUUCAGCCAGUCUAUGGCCUACUUUUCGAACUUCUUUCACAGUAUUUUCCACUCGGAAAAGGGCAAAGAUUCGGACGACUCUGACAAUUUUAUAAACUCAAGCAAUGAAGAGUAUGAUGAAGAAGAGGCUGUGAAAAUUGACGAUGACAAGAAGAAAGUGAGUGGAGUGGUUCAGCAAAAGGUUCCGGAUGAAAAGAAAAAACUAAAUGAAGCCAUUGAUGAGAUUGUAUUGCCAAAAUCAGGGGAGAAGUUGGUGCUAAUCAAGGAGAAGGUCGAUGAGAAGGACAAUGAACAAAAGGAGAAGGCGAUUGAAGGCAAGCCCGACGAAAGUUGGGUUGCUGAAGCCGAAAGCUCGGUUGAGGACGACAAAGAGUUUAAUAAUGGGACUGUUGACGACAUUAUUAUACUAAAUGAUGAUAAAAAGGGGAAGCUGGAAGAGACAACGAGUACAAGCAGUAAGACGUACACAAUUAGAGAUGAUGUUUCUAAUACGACGGUAUUAGACGUCCAAACGGAAGCUAUCUUAACAACAGAUCUAAAGGAACGACUUACGAAAGCUCAGACUGCCGCCACAACAAAUGAUAAAGAUACGUCUACCGCCCUUCCAGACGCUUUUACUGCGAAUACAACUCAGUUUCCCUCUACCUCUGAAAUUACGAAACUUGCAGAGGCGGAAAAUGAAACGACGACUGAAGUGGUUGAAGAAAAUCUAAAUGUAACGGAAACUGCUCCAAUAACACCUUCUGGGAAAAUAAAUCCUUCUACUGAGUCUGACGAUAAUUUUGCGCUUACUGAGAAAGUUCCUGUGUCCACUCCAACGACUUCGGAGUCAAUUCCAGAGCAAGAAGAAGAAGAAACUGAGCCUUCACAGACUUCCAAUGUCUCUAAUGACAGCGUUACAACAACAACAGUGGAUUACACUUCGAUUGGAAUAGAAAUACGUCGAGCACAAGCCAAAAACAGCAACGAGAUUAUUGAAAUGGGCAGUGGGGAUGACACUGACUUGAUUGAGUAUACAGUGCAAAGGGAAGAGGAGGUAAUUAAAAGUUCUGCCAAGUCGUCUGCGGACGAGAUUCUGGAAGCCUUGGUGAGUUGUUUUCUACCAAAGUCUAUGCGAAAAUUAUGUUAAGAGAGGAAUUACAUGUUUUGCGACUAAUUUGUUUUGAGUACUAAGAACGAGUGUUUAGUAGUGUCUCUAACAAUGCGCACGUACAAGCCGUCUUAUGAGAAACAAAAAUUAGGCAAUUGAAGGCCUCUUUUUCUUAACGCUUUACUUUCAGAAAGCCGAACCGGAUCUUAUCGUCAUACCAAAUCCGCAACUUCGUGAAUGUAAAAAUAAUGCUCUUACAACCACUCCACGCCCUAUCUCUACAACCAUAGCCAAUUCCGUUGCCCGAUCAACGGUUCUAAUUAGCCAUUCUGUGGAUGAAAUCACCCGUAUUCCCGUUCAAGACACCGAUGAAUUAAUUGAAGGUAGUGGAACUCGAUAA